AUGCACGUUUCUGCUGCCAUCGUCACUGCCUUCGACGCUGCUGACCGGCACCUCGACCGCGCGAUCACUUUCCUCCGACAUAUGGCUCAACUGACCAUUGAUUCUGUGCUUGUCCCGCUGAAGCAUGCAGUCUGGAGAUCUUUGACCAGCACGACUGAGGUCAUCGGGAAGUGGACAAUCGAUAUGAGCACCAAGGGAAAUCAUUUCCAGGUCGUGGAGCAGGUGAGGCGCGACCAUCAGGACAAGCGAGAUGAUGCGACCGGACAGGGCGAAAUGUCCAGCCCCAGCGUGGAGGAUAAACACUGGCAGGCAGAGAAGAACCACAAGGUGUGCGCGCCGCCGAUGGGAAGGUUGGGGAUGCGCAAUCAUAUUGCACAGAAGGAUUUCGUGCUGACGAUGCUCAAGAAAGGGUUCAUGGAGAGACCGCAAACAAAUUCAUGA
Molecule: messenger RNA, 441 nt
Organism: Cercospora beticola
Lineage: Eukaryota; Fungi; Ascomycota; Dothideomycetes; Mycosphaerellales; Mycosphaerellaceae
Source: RefSeq, a predicted model, not a curated record